Magnolia sinica is the source of this 1839-nucleotide messenger RNA. RefSeq lists its product as uncharacterized. Lineage: Eukaryota; Viridiplantae; Streptophyta; Magnoliopsida; Magnoliales; Magnoliaceae. The coding region runs from base 658 to 1623 and encodes 321 amino acids. Gene Ontology annotation, molecular function: protein serine/threonine kinase activator activity. The record is from RefSeq and is a predicted model, not a curated record. Gene Ontology annotation, biological process: intracellular signal transduction. The transcript has 11 exons.
CCAAAAACUUAUCCGCUGCUAUUGCCAUUGCCACUCACGCCCAUCAUCCAUCCGCAACCUUUGUUGACGUCCGCAGCCCCGGUCAUCGCCUAAAACCCAAACCUCCAUCAGUGCAGUAUCCCUGUUGCCGUCCACAACCAUCACCAACACCCCUGUUGCGCCAACACCAGCACCAACACCCCAUCAGCUCCAGUACCCGCAUCCCAUCCAUUAUCACCACCAAACCCUCGUCACAAUUUCUUGCCAUUUUCUGUUGCUCCUGUUCCUGUUGCAACCCACCUCCUACAACCCUUCACCGUUGCCAUCCCCCAGAUCUUGCAGCCCAAUGCCAUCAAAAAUCUCCAUCGGUCCCCAUCCCCAAUUAUAAAACCCAUUGCUAGUGCCUGCCCUCGGCCCCCAAAUUCCCUACUGCAUCUCCAUCAUCCUCAUCCCCUGUCACGCACACCUGCCACACCAUCAUCAAUAUAACUGCCUCACUCCUGUCUCGUCUCUACUGUCACCAUUGUCAUCCUCAUUCUCAGAUCCGGCAACCCCCACCGCCAUACCCAAACAUCCUGAGUGGCGGGUUGCUAUGGGUGAAGAAUUUAUUGCACUAAAAAAACAGGGAUCUUAGUCGUUAGUUCCAUUAUCUGCAGCAAAGAAUAUAGUAGGCUGCAAAUGAGUUUAUCAUAUCAAAACCCAUUCGAUGGGUCACUUGAACGCUAUAAGGCCCUUGAAGAAGUUGAAAAGAAUUUCCUUGCAAUGAGACUCAUGCUUUCUGGAGAUGGGGAAGCUGAACCAAAUGAAGAUCAGGUUUCGCAAUUUACUCUUGAAAUCUGCAAAGAGGAUGUUCUUAGCCUUUUUGUUCACAUGUUACCAAUAUUUGGGUGGGAAGCAAGAAAAGAUUUAGUGCAUUCCUGGGGCAUUUUGUUGAGGCAAGAGGUUGGCUCUAGUUAUUGUUGCGUGGAUUAUAUUGAGAAUCACAUGGAGCUACUAGAUUUCCUUGUUGUGUGCUAUGAUAACAAAGACAUUGCCUUGAAUUGUGGAAAUAUGUUAAGGGAAUGCAUCAAAUACCCAACUCUUGCAGAAUAUAUAUUAAAAUCAAGAAGCUUUGAGUUAUUUUUCAAAUAUGUGGAGCUCCCAAACUUUGAUGUUGCUUCAGAUGCUUUUUCUACAUUUAAGGAUUUGCUUACUAAACAUGAGCUUGCUGUUGCUGAAUUCCUAAGUGCCAAUUACGAACAGUUUUUCGAGCUUUAUGAAACGCUCUUGACAUCUACGAACUAUGUAACAAGAAGACAGUCUUUGAAGCUUCUUUCGGAAUUCCUUUUGGAGUCCCCAAAUUCCCAGACAAUGAAGCGCUACAUCUCAGAAGUCCGAUAUUUCAAAGUCAUGAUGACAUUACUACAGGAUUCCAGGAAAAACAUCCAGAUAUCUGCCUUCCACAUUUUCAAGGUUUUUGUUGCUAAUCCUAGUAAGCCACCAGAAAUUAUUUUGAUCCUUACAAACAACCAUGAGAAAUUGCAGACACUGCUAGAAAACCUUCAUGUCGGAAAAGGUUCCGAGGAUGACCAGUUUGAAGAGGAAAAAGAUCUAAUUAUCAAGGAAAUCAGAAGAAUCUCACACAUGUCACGCGCUGCCCGUUAGCUGUCUUUUAUCUAUUUAUAAUGUAUAGUUUAUCUUAUCUCCUCAGCAUUAAAUCCUAAUUUCACAUUGAUUUCCAUUUAUGAGCUUGUGUGUGCGGCUAAAUGCAAAAGCCGCACAAGGUGAGGAUUUCUAUUCGGUGUUAAAACUAUCUACUUAUGCCUCAUGGAAUGCUGAUUUAACUUGAGAUUUUACCUACACUAAUGCUGAUUAUUAUUA